Messenger RNA from Fusarium oxysporum Fo47, 705 nucleotides. RefSeq lists its product as uncharacterized. NCBI's taxonomy places the organism in Eukaryota, Fungi, Ascomycota, Sordariomycetes, Hypocreales, Nectriaceae. The record is from RefSeq and is a predicted model, not a curated record. The transcript has 2 exons. Bases 1 to 705 code for a protein of 234 amino acids.
AUGCCUGUUCUGAUAGUCAAAGAUUACCCUAGACGAAUUACUUCAACGUUCGAAACAAAGAUGAAUGACAUUCAUAAUUCUGCCCAGGCUGCCCGUACCAUUUCCAACCUCGAGCGCCUCGUCGACCGUGACGAGGCACUGAUCCGCGACUGGGACGAGACCCGCGCACCCCGUCGCCUUCUUUCCGAUGGAACGUACGACGAGACACCACGCCUCAGCAAGGCAUAUCUCAAGACCGACCCAAGAUAUGCUGAAGUCAGGGAGCAGCCUGCAAUCGGACGAGCCUUUUCUCGUACCUUCAUCGGUAAAGUUCAGCAGGCUGCUGGGUUUCCGGUCAGAAAAGACUUCAUGAUCCACCAUUCGAUUCCGCAGGACUGUGAGCUUGGGCAGGCCUGUAACCACUGGAGCAUCUUGGAUGAAGCGCAUUGGCACAACCACCCUGAAUCUCUUUGUCUUCAGGUCGUUGCGGUGCGAAGCGACUUUGUUGCUCUAGGUCAGAGCGGCUUUGGCCUGGUUCACAUGUUUGAUGAUCGGGAGCCUCAACAGGAUAGGAUAUCUACCAUGCCUUCGUACAUCUUCAAGUUUAUAAAGCCGGAUUUCAGCAUCCUUGAGCGAGUUGGGUACACAGUUGUUUGUUGGAGACUGGUUGACGCUUCUCCCGAUGCAGAGAUCAAGUGGAUGGAUCAGUAUGGACGUUGUAUGUAA